Molecule: messenger RNA, 342 nt
Organism: Diabrotica balteata
Lineage: Eukaryota; Metazoa; Arthropoda; Insecta; Coleoptera; Chrysomelidae
Source: the annotation of a GenBank genome assembly
AUGGGGAAUUCCGAGUACUCGCAGUUAACAGUGGAAAAAUAUUCAAAGGGGAGAAGUUGUAAGUUAAUGUUUCCAAAAAAACAUCAGCAACCUCCAGAAUCUUGGAAACAAUUUACUGUCAAUCAUAGUAAAUUACAACAAUCUGCUUUGAAGACAAUGUUAAUUGCAGCUAAUGCAGAUAAAACAGAAGUGGCAGUCAAAGCAACAGUUUCAUAUUUGUUAGAUGAAGUUAAAAAACAUAUGAUAGUUUAUGGUUAUAAGGACUAUAUAACCAAAAUUCUCAAGUUUUUUUCACUUCAAAUAGAUGAGCAAGAAAAUUUAUUUUACAAGUUACGAACUUGA